Molecule: messenger RNA, 3008 nt
Organism: Panicum virgatum (switchgrass)
Lineage: Eukaryota; Viridiplantae; Streptophyta; Magnoliopsida; Poales; Poaceae
Exons: 2
Coding region: 133-429 (98 amino acids)
Source: RefSeq, a predicted model, not a curated record
UUUGCCUUUUCCUUGCGCAAACGAGUGUCCCAACCUCUCCCGACGCGGGCCCCGCGUGUCAUAGGCUCGACAGCUUCCCGAACGCGGAUCCCCUCCCCUGCAAGGCAGCGGAACCGAGCUGCCGCCGGCGCCAUGGCGGGCGGCGGCCUCGCGGCGGCGCUGGAGCUCGCCGUCGUCUUCCUCGUCCGUCCCCUCCUCGCCGUGAUCUUCGUCUUCACCCUCAUCCUCCUCAGCUGGUACGUGGCGUGGAGGACGGUGCUGGUGCACGUGCCGCUGGUGCAGGAGAUCGCCGGGCUGCGCCCGAAGAAGGCCGCUAAACCCAAGCCGGCCAACCGCGGCCGCUUCGCCAGGUUCUACCAGUCCCGGGCUGAGGCCGCCCAAACAGUGGCGGAGCUAGAAACCAAACAUAGGGGGGGCUAUUUUGCAUAAUAAAAUAGAUCAACAUGUUCACAAGUGCCUAACUGAUGGUUGUUCUUCAUCUUGUAUUUGUUCCAUUUCAAUUAAGAGGCUGGGAACUGGAGGUUCCUCUUGGUCCACAAUCGGAUCAUCUCUUUUCCUUUUGAAAAAAUCAUAAAUGGGUUUUUCUUUGACCAUCUGUACCUAAAAAAAUUAAAAGCAGUUCCCCUGUACUUGAGGUUCGAAAGGAAGAAUAAUCAAGAAGAGAUAAAGAAUGUGCCUAGUUACCUUAAUCUGACUUCCUGAGCCCCUGACCAAGAAGGAACAAGACCUGCUCGUGCUCAGUUCCCCUGGUUGUGCAGCUGCAGCUCUAGGAAAUUAGGGAUUCGACAAAUGGAUUGGGGAUUAGGGUAUUGGAAUGGGGAUUGGCGAUUGCAGCCGUUGGAGUCUGGAGAUUGCGUUUCGCGAAGCUAGCAGCAGGUGACGAAGGCCGAUGAGCGGCGGCAGGCGGUAGAGCUAGAAGCCAGGGGGCGGCGGAGGAGGGGGAGGCGACUCCCGACGAGAUACGCAGCACCGUGGCGCUGGCCGGCUGUAUCGCAGCAAAUGCGGCUACCGCGAUGUGAUUUAGUCUGGGCCAAAUCGCAGCAUAUCCUUGGGAUUUAGUCUGGGCCAAGGGGGGGCCACGGCCCACGUUGGCCAAUACACAGCUCCGCCAGUGCGCCCAAAGGUGAAAGCUUUUAACCCCCUGCACUACUCACACUAGUUACUUAGUCUCCUCCUUUUGUUCAUCCGGAUAUAUAGCUGUUCAUUCCUGUGCAAUGUAAAUCGACAGACCAUCUGUUGUUCUCCAGUGUUGUUGAGAUCUGGUGGCACCGCUGAAGCAGUUGUAUGCUGUAGGUUAAAUUGUACUAGAUGGCAAAGUUGCUUAAGCUAUGUAUUUCAUCGUCUGUCACUUGUCUCAACUUAAUGUGCAGUAUGGUACAAUGGCUAAAGGUUUCGUGCACUUUUCUGAUAGAACUGACCAUAAGGCAUUGUUGCCUGUGUUUACCAGUUGGAUGUCUAUUGCAAAUUCCUUUGUAUAUACUAUUGGUGUUCAAGUAAAACUCUUUGUUGCAAUAAAGAAAAAACUAGACAAUUCAAACUUCUGUCCAUACAAAUUGAUAUAUUGGCACCUGAGGGCUCCUUCAUCAUUUUGUAUUCCGUGCUUGGAGUCAGGACAGUAGUUUCAACAACUCCCCGGAGUUCAAAGCUCUAAAUGGUCCACCACGAGAGGCUUGGGUACUUGUUACUUAGGAAAACAUAAGUUUCUUUAACACCUUGUCCUCUGAAUAUCUCCAGUCCUAUUUUCUCAAAACCUUUAUUUUGUUCUGAUUCUGAAUUACUUAGGCAUGGUUGGGAACACUGGAUAGAGAUGGAACAAAAACGAAGCCAAUAAUUAUGUGGUUUAUAUAUAGUAACAAACGAGUUGUGAUUGAAAUCGUCUACGUCUCUACGAAGCCUUUCUCAUUUGAAUCACUAGUAAUUGUGCACUCUAGAUUGUACUUCAUGGGCAUGUUAUUCUGUAAGUCAUAUACGGAUCAAGUGGCUUCAAAGAUAACGUGGCUAUCUGUAAAUUCCUAUAAUGUAGUAUUUGAUUUAUCCUGUUAUCUCUUAGUUUUCAUAUUUUACCUUGACCUGCAAUGCCAUUACUACAAGAAAGUACCUGUCUCCUUUUUGUUUAUCACACUAUUUCACUUGCACCUUAAUACCAUUUCUUCUUUCAGUGAUCGGCAGUUACAUAGAACCUAAGAAUGACAGUAGAUGUUACCAAAUCCAUUACUGCUAAGUUACUGAUAGAUGUUUGUUGCUUGUCUGCUGUGGCAACAUUUGGUACCAGUGUCAUGCACCAGUAGUUGAGAGCCUCAACUUGGCCAGGAAUGGUUUCAUGCUUUUGUGAACUUCUUGGUUAUUCACUCAUUCUGAUGAUUGCACUCGUUUUUCUUAUUCCAUCCUAUAGCUUUACAAUGUAUCAUGCUUGCAAGGAAAUUUUAUCUGGAAUUCCGUCAAGAUAGAUAACAGUAACUGUAAUGUAUUUUGGGUGGUCAGAAAACCCUGUUAUUUAGAUUGCUGCUUUCACUUUGAGAUAUACCCCAAUGUUUCAACCAUAACACACUUACCCACAAAAAUUGCAUUAUGAUUGCAAAUACAAGUUAUAUUAGCUUCAGGCGCAUAGAUUGUUUAAAAACGAAAAUGACAGUACUCUUUCAUCUGCACCCACAUGUCACUAACCUGCUGUUAUCGGUUCACAGGCACAGCAAAUCAGAAGGGACAUCUUAAGGGAAAACCUUUAGCACUUGCAAUAAGUACCUGUUUCAGACUGUAGUAUACGAAUUCCCUAGAUCCAUUUAUGAUGCAAUACUGCAAAUGAUGGAGGAAUUUUAGGAGAGAAUGGAUAUCAGCAUCCGAUGGAAGCUUCCUCCUGCUUGGCAACUGUCUAUACAUCAAGCUUCCACUGCAAAAAUAACACCACUGCAUCAGCUGUAUUUUGCAUGACCUUGUAAAGUUGAGGACGUUGUACUUGUACAUAGACCUGUACAAAAGUAAAGAGAACUGCUUGUCCUUUGGAACAUCAA